AUGGUUGCUACAUAUGAUGAAAUUGAAAUUGAAGAUAUGACUUUUCUUCCAGAGGAUCAAAUGUUUACAUAUCCAUGUCCUUGUGGGGAUAGAUUUGAAAUCUUACUUGAGGACAUGCUAGAAGGUGAGAAUAUUGCAGUUUGUCCAAGUUGUUCAUUGAUGAUCGAUGUGAUCUUCGAACCAGAAGAUUUGGGCGAAUUCUUCCAACAGGCUGGUUUGUCAGUCCCAAGUUCUAUUGGUAUCACUGCUUAA
Molecule: messenger RNA, 252 nt
Organism: Maudiozyma saulgeensis
Lineage: Eukaryota; Fungi; Ascomycota; Saccharomycetes; Saccharomycetales; Saccharomycetaceae
Source: the annotation of a GenBank genome assembly